Molecule: messenger RNA, 5289 nt
Organism: Monoraphidium neglectum
Lineage: Eukaryota; Viridiplantae; Chlorophyta; Chlorophyceae; Sphaeropleales; Selenastraceae
Exons: 7
Coding region: 1-5289 (1762 amino acids)
Molecular function (GO): 5'-3' DNA helicase activity
Source: RefSeq, a predicted model, not a curated record
AUGGUGCCCGUGGGCGGGCGCAUGCGGGGCCCGCACCUUGGAUUGGACAAACCAGCGAAGCUCGAGGCAGGCAGGGGGGAGCAGCUGGAGCCGCCCUGCAUCUCUGUGACAACAGUCAAAAACUACUUCAAGCUGUCCUUUUGCCAGCGUUAUCUAGCCCUUUUGCAGCUGGUGAAGGGCCAGCAGCAGCAGCAGCAGCAGUCGCAGCAGCAGCAGCAACAGCAGCAGCAGCUGUGGGCCCAAGCCGGCGGUGCUGCUGCUGCUCGGGCAGAGGCGGCGACCGAUAUCUCAUCGAAAGCAGCAUCUGACGAGUUUGACCCCGCCCUUGCCGAGGCGGGGCAGCGGCAGGAGGAAGCUGUGCUGCAGCUGCUCGAUGGGUGGCUGCGUCAUGCCACUGUAGCGGAGCACCAGCCGCAGCCCACCCAUGGCGGCGGCAGCGGCGAUAGGGGCAGCGGCGAGGCGCCGCAGGUGUGCAACCCAAGUGGCAAGAGCGACUGCCACUGGAACGACGUCGUCCUUGCUCUCCCCGGCCUCAUCGCCGCGCGCCGUCGCGCGGCGUGGCGGGAGGUCCAGCUGCCGCUGGGCGGCGCCGCGCCGCCCGGCCUCGGGGUACGGCUGAGCGGCCGCAUCGACUUCCUGCUCCUCGCUUAUGAGCCUGCAGCAAGAGGGCGCGGCGGGGUCAGCGGCACGUGCCCCGUGCUUGUCGUCGUGGAGUGCAAGUCGUCGCAGCACCCAGACACCAGCCACUACGCCCAGAUGGCGUUAUACCAGCUGUCACUGCGCGCGCUGCUGCAGCGCCUGCCCCCGGUGGCGGCGGUGGACUGGGGCGCGCUUGCCGCCGGUCUGCGCUGCGUCCUCGUGACAGCCGCCACGCUGCCACACACGCUGCGGCGCGGAGGCGCCCCGGGCGCGGCCGGGGUGCCAGGGCCCGCGGCAGAGGCAGCAGCGGCGGCCUGGGUCGAGGCGCAGAUUACGGGGGCGGCGGCGGACGGAAUUGUGGCGCAGGUGGAGGCGGACGUGGUGCACCACCUGCGCCGUGGCGGCGCGGCCCAGCGCGCGCUGCUGGCCGGCGCUCUGGAUUGCGGCGAAGGGGGCGUUGUUGCUGACAGCGCGAGCGUUCACAACAGCCGCAAGAUGUUUGAGCGGGAGGCUGACGAUGAGCUUCCUGAUUUGGAGGACCUGCCUUUUUCAUACGGCGCCCACUGCAGCGGCUGCCCGUCACGCGAGGCCGCCGCGUGCCGCCGCCGCGCGGCCGCGCGCUCCGCGCCGCAGCUCGCUGGCUGCGGCGCGGCCGCGGCGGCGGAGCUGGCGCGCCGCGGCGUGGCGAACCUGGCGGGCGUCGCGGCGGUGCAGGCGGGCGACGCUGAGCUGGCGGCCGCCAGCCUGCCGGGGCUCGCGCAGCAGGCUGUUCGGGCGCGGUUGCUGCUGGAGCAGCGGGAAGAGGGGCUGCAAUCGCAGCACGGGGGGCAACCGGGCGGCGGCCGCCGUCCGCAGGUGGUUCUGCACCAGCGUGCGGCGAUGAGCAGCGUGUUGCCGCCGCGCUCCGCGGAAACCGCGCGCGCCUACCUCGUUUGCGUGUUUGACGCUGUCUCCCAGCGACUGGCGGCGCUCGCGGCGCGCUGCGUCAACGGCGGUGGCGUUGCAGAGCCGCGGGAGCCGCUGCGGCAGCUGCCCGGCAGAACGGCGUGGGCGGCGUGCGAGGGCGGCGGCGCUGCGGCGACGUUUGUGUGCUGCGCGCCUGAGGCGUAUUGCACUUCUGGCAGCGCAAGUGCUGCUGCGACGAGCAGCGGCAUCCGUGCCAUGUGGAUGGCAGCGGCGCACCCCAGGCACCAGGAUGCGCAGGAGCAGCAGCAGCAGCAGCAGCAGCAACAGCAGCAGCAGCAGCAGCAGCAACAUCAGCAGCAAGUGUUGGGCAGUUCAGAUGACCUCAUGCAGAAGAGCGACGAUAUGCGAGAGGCGCUGCUGAUUGCAGAGGCGUACGAGCAGCUGCUCGGCAGCUGCGCGGGCGGUGCCGCCAGGACGCUGCACGUCUUUUGCUGGGCCGUAUCAGACCUGCGGCGACUCACCUCCCGCUGCUACUGCCUGCUGCGCCGCCCCGGCGUGUCGAGAAGCAAGAGGCUGGUGGCGGCGCUGCGCGGGGUGGUGACGCUCCUCGGCGGCCGCGGCGCGCUGGCCGGCCUGCCGGCCGCCGCGGCGGGGGAGCAGUGCAUGACGUCAUCGCUGCAGCAGGAGCUGGCGGGAAGGUAUACGACCCCCCACCUGCGGCCGACGCUGUUUGAUGCGGUUGGGCUGACGUGGCGGUCGCGGGACAGCCUCCCCUUCCGCUGGGCUCGGCCGCUGCAGGCGCGCGUCGGCGCGGCGGCCAUCGAGGCGGACCUGCGGCGGCUGCUGGGGCCGGCGGCGCGGUGGGGGUCGCAUGCGCCGCCGGCGAUGCUGGCCGCGUAUUGGAUGGGGCGCCGCCAGCAGGGGGGCGCGGGGGACGCCCCGCCGCUGCUGCCCGAGGCGUAUCAGCCUUAUGCGGCUGCGUCGCAGCCGGGGCACUUCGAGGCCUUUCUCGCAGCGAUGGCGGAAAGCAUGUCGUUCCUGGAGGGAGAGAUGCAGGCCGUUGGGGGAUGCAACCCCAAGGUUGUCAAGGCCCCGCUUCCGGCGCUCGCCGCGUUCGCGGGACACAAUGGGUCGGAUGGGGCGGCGGUCGCCGCGGCGCGGCGGCGCGCCGCGGAGGGCGACGCAUGGGCGUCGCUAGAGGGGCCGAAGGGGCUGGUCGCGGCGGCUCUGGAGGCUGUCAGGCUGGACCGCGGCGGCGCUGCGGACGAUUGGCUGCGGGACGCGUGCAGGCCGCUUCAGGAGCGCGUGGCGGCGGCCCGCAGCAUCCUGCUGAAGUCGACAGGGGAGGGCGAGAUUGGGCGAGACAUCACAUUUAAGGGCACCGUGUCGUCCCUUGCUGAGCCGUUCGGCGUGGACGGUCCCAGCGCCGCCGCGGGAGCGUUGCCGUUCGCGCUCGGCGACUUUGUGCGGGUGACGGGCAUGUGGGAGACAGAGCUGCCGCUGCUGAAAGCGGGCCUGGGCAGCAGCCUUGGCGGUCGCGGCGUCAACGGGAGCGGCAGCGGCUGCCACAAAAACAGGGACACGGAAGCUGGCGACCCGCGCAGCUGGCUCCAGCGCCGCGGCGCCAACUGCAUCGUGUCGGGCAUCGCCCGAGACAGCGUCACCGGUGAUGUCACAGUGACGCUUGAGCCGGCAUGGGUCAAGGUCAAGGGAGAGGACACGGGGCGGCUGCACCACUAUCACAUGGAGCCGCUUUCCCCGCCCAAGGCGUUCGCAUUUGACUACGCGGUGGUGGACGCAGGGGUGGCUGACUAUGUUGGUCACUCUGUCGACGCAGCACUGACUAAUGCAGUUGCCACACAGGCGGCCGGCGCCGCGGGCGCCGCCGGCCCUGCCGCAGGUUGGCUGCCCCUGCUGAGUAGCCCUGCGGGCGGCAGCCUUGAAGGCAGCAGCCACGGCAGCAGCAUCGAUGGCGCCGCGGCGCAGGUCCAGGAGCAGGCGGCGCGCCUGCUGUCCGCGGCGCGGUGGUGCGACGCGGGCGGUCGCCAGGGCCGGCUGCAGCAGGACCAAGCAGCCGCCAUCCAACGCGGCCUCCCUCUCCCAAUCCAGUUGAUCCAGGGGCCACCGGGCACAGGCAAGACCGAGGCGCUCGCCGCGGCUGUUGCGGCCGCGCUGCUGCUGCAGCCGGGCUGCGCGCGCGUCGGAGUCGUCAGCCACACACACAGCGCGAUCGACAACCUCCUGCUGCGCUUCAGCCGGCGGCGCGGCGCCUACAGGGAAGCUGCGGAGAAGGUGCUGGGGGAGGCCGCUUCGCCACGGCUGGACGCGCAGGCGGCGAGGAUGGCGAGCAAGGAGCGGUGGGCGGCGUCGGAGCUGCCGCACGAAAGCGAUGUGAAGCGGUUUGAUGCCAACUACACCCCCGUCGGCCUGAAGCCAGCCGUGGCCGGCGGCCCCCUCGUCCUGGGCGCCACCCCGAACGACCUUUUGAAGCUCUGCAGCAAGCUCGGGCCAGCCGGAUUUGCGCCCCUUGACCUUCUGAUCGUCGACGAGGCCUCCAUGCUGCCUUUCAGCGCGCUGCUCGCCGUCGUGCUGGGCGCGCUGCGCCCCGGCGGCCGCCUGGUGCUGGCGGGUGACCACCGCCAGCUGGCGGCGAUCACCAAGUACGAUUUCGAGGCAGACCUGCGGCCGACGGUGGUGAUGCACGGCGCGCACGCGAGCGCGUACGACUACGUGCACGCCCUGGGGGCGGCCGGCGCGCCCCACGUGGCGCUGACUCAGCUGAGCACCAGCUGGCGCUUCACGCGCUUCGAGGAGCUGCGGGCCCUGAUCGCAUCCGUAUACAAGCGGGACGGGCUGGAGCUGGCCGCGGCUGUCCCUGCAACUGAGGACGACGCGCCGAGCGAUAAUCGCGUCGUCGGCGCCUCGGCCGCCGCGGCGCUGUCGGCGGCGGGCGGCCAGGUGCUCCCCGGCCUGCUGGGCGGCGGCGGCGUUGAGGUGGCGACGAGCUCGGGGGCGUUUGCUGCCUCGCGGCGGAUGGGGACGGCCGCGGUGGGGGCGAUGGCGCUCGAGCUGGUUGAAGAUGAGGGGUCAGACAACGAGGGCGGUGCGGCCUCCGGCCGUGUCAAGGCCAGCAGCGGCCGCGCCAGAGCCGCGGCCGCCGCUAGGGCGGCGCACGGCGUGCAAGGCAGCAACGUAUGGCGGCGCGUGUGGGAGGAGGGGGGGCGGCUGGUGCUGGUGGUGCACGAUGAGGCGGCGUCCUCCAAGCACAACCUCGUGGAGGUUGAGAUCAUUAGGCGCAUCAUGGAGGCGGCGCCAGAGGGGGAGCUGUUCCAGCCUGGCCGCGUCGCCGUCAUGAGCCCCCAUCGCGCACAGUGCGGCGCCCUCAAGCGCGUGCUCGCGGCGCCGGGCGACCCCGCCGCCCCCGGACGCCGCGGCGUCGGCGACGCGCCCGGCGGCCUGCCGGCGCACUUCAAGAUGAUCGACACCGUCGAGAAGCUGCAGGGGCAGGAGGCGCCCGUGGUGAUCUACGGCGCCACCGCCAGCUGCCCCGCGGCCCUCGCCGCCAACAGCGACUUCUACUCCAGCCUCCACCGCUCCAACGUGGCCCUGUCGCGCGCGCGGGAGCGGCUGGUUGUCGUGGUAUCAAGCGGGAUGCUGGGGUUUGCCCCCGGCAGCGUGGGGCAUCACUACUCGUGUGUGCCAAUAAGCGAUGUUUGGCAGCACGGCACUGGAAUUGUGCGGUGA